CCCCAUUUCUCGGUCAUGACAAAUGACUGACAACAUACUCAAGUCAAAUCUUCAUAUGCGUGAAAGAUCCCAUCUAUCUAUUUCCCAACUCAAAUCAAAUCCUUUCCAGAGAGUUUAUAAGUUCUUCUUCACUGAAAGAAACCCAAACGAAAGAGAUGAACAGAAAAAUGAUCAGAUCCUCCCCUUCUAUCAUCUUUAUUUUUGUUACAUUGCUUGUCGCUACCCAAACGGUUGGAAAUUUCGUUAAAGUUGCAGAGGGAGGGAAAAUCUCAAUCCCAGAUGAAUUAGAUGAUGUAAUUGAUGACGAAGAAGAUGAAGAAUGGAAAAAUUGGGGUAAAAAGAAACCUUCUAAAAAAGAAUUUGAUCCACCAAAGCUAGAUUUAUCAAAUAUGGAGUUUUCAGAGAUUCAAUCGGAGAUGAUGAAGCGUCACACAGGGCCUUCUUUUGGUUUUGUUAAGCUCCGAUUAGGCGGUGCUAAUCGUCGAACACCCGAUAUGGUCAGUGAGAUUGCCAUGAAAUGGAGUAAGGUUAUGAAAACUGGAUCUAUUGAUGUUAAGUUCAUGGGAGUUGAUAUUAGUACAAUUAUGUUUACUAUGGACAAAGGACAAGAUAUAAUGGAGUUGAUUGAAUUUGUAUUGAGUCAAUCCGAGGCGUAUGAGGUUAAAAUUGGUGAUCAAGUUCAUAGAAGACCUGGUGAUCCUCCUCUGGAAGAAGUUAUGGAAAAGAUCCGCAGUCACAAAGAAAAUGCUAAUGGUGAUGGCACAAGUAGUCAAGUUGUUGAUCAACUCGCUAAUCCAAAGGACGAGUUAUAGCCGAUUGGUGAUUUAUGUUUUUUUUUAAUUUGGUAGUUUUUUUUUCGUCUGGUUGAACAGUCAUAAACAUUGUAAGUUGAUCUUUAACUUUAAAAUUGUCAAAAGCCAGAACUUCAUAGAGCCUUUUUCCUUUAUUGACAUUUGAAUGCUACGUUUAAUAGAAUUUUCUUUACGUUUC
Molecule: messenger RNA, 990 nt
Organism: Papaver somniferum (opium poppy)
Lineage: Eukaryota; Viridiplantae; Streptophyta; Magnoliopsida; Ranunculales; Papaveraceae
Exons: 1
Coding region: 156-812 (218 amino acids)
Source: RefSeq, a predicted model, not a curated record